Molecule: messenger RNA, 2064 nt
Organism: Salvia splendens (bonfire salvia)
Lineage: Eukaryota; Viridiplantae; Streptophyta; Magnoliopsida; Lamiales; Lamiaceae
Product: protein IMPAIRED IN BABA-INDUCED STERILITY 1
Exons: 7
Coding region: 208-1851 (547 amino acids)
Biological process (GO): positive regulation of transcription elongation by RNA polymerase II; protein phosphorylation
Cellular component (GO): nucleus; cyclin-dependent protein kinase holoenzyme complex
Molecular function (GO): RNA polymerase II CTD heptapeptide repeat kinase activity; ATP binding
Source: RefSeq, a predicted model, not a curated record
UAGCAUGAAAUGAUUUCGACCCACGAGCUGCAAAUGUGUGUCUCCUCCACUUCUCUCGCAACAAAUGUAUUCCACCCCUCUCUCUCUCUUUCCUUUUUAAAACCUGUUGCGCUUUGGCUUCCAUAGGGGUGUUCGGAAAUCUCGCCCCUCCGGUAUUCGACCCAUUUCCAAGACUGGGUUGGGUCAUCUUUCACCAUAUUUCCGGCGAUGGGUUGUGUCAGCUCCAAGAAAAUAAGGUGCGAUUCUCCGCUUUACGAGGAUGUCCGCUCCGUCUCCUGCCUCGGCAGCAGCAAACGGCGGUCUAACAACAUUAAGGAGGAGCUGGACGAGGCCGCCGCGGUGGAACUGGUGAAAGCGGAGGCAGACGAGGAAUCGGAGAGGAACAAGAGAUGCGACCGCGAAGACACCUCCUCGCAGUUGAAGAAGCAUGUUCCCCGGAGGCAGUCCCAAGGGGAGCUCGUCGCGGCCGGCUGGCCCGUCUGGCUCACCACCGUCGCAUCCGAGGCUAUCGAUGGGUGGGUGCCUUUGAGAGCCGAUGCGUACGAGAGAUUGGAUAAGAUUGGGCAAGGGACGUAUAGCAAUGUGUACCGCGCUCGUGAUCUGAAGAGCAACAAGAUUGUGGCGGUGAAGAAGGUUCGUUUCGACAAUUUCCAAGCCGAGAGCGUGAGGUUCAUGGCUCGCGAGAUCAUGAUUUUACGCAUGCUGGAUCACCCGAACGUGAUGAAGCUGGAGGGGAUUAUUACUUCCAGAUUGUCAUCUACGAUUUACCUAGUGUUCGAGUACAUGGAGCACGAUCUCGCGGGCCUCUUGUCGUGUCCGGACAUCACUUUCUCAGAGUCACAGGUGAAAUGCCUGAUGCGGCAGGUUUUGAGCGGGCUGGAUCACUGCCAUUCCCGGGGAAUUAUGCAUCGGGACAUCAAGUCAUCCAAUAUAUUGGUCAAUAAUCAAGGAGUGUUGAAGAUUGCUGACUUUGGGCUUGCUUAUUUCACCAGGCCUAAGACCCGGGAACCACUAACCAACCGCGUUGUCACUCUCUGGUACCGUCCCCCCGAGCUGCUCCUAGGCUCCACCAACUAUGGAGGCGAGGUCGAUCUCUGGAGUGUGGGUUGUGUCUUCGCUGAGCUAUUCAUGGGAAGGCCUAUUCUCAAGGGCAGAACCGAGGUGGAGCAACUGCACAAGAUCUUCAGGCUAUGCGGGACACCACCGGAGGAGUACUGGAGAACAUCCCGGCUGCCCUUAGCAAGUAUGUUCAAGCCACAGAAUCCAUACGACAGCAUGCUGAGAGAGAGGUGCAGCGAGCUUCCCAAAGGCGCCGUGGAUCUCAUAGAGUCACUGCUAGCCAUACAGCCGGCCAAGCGCGGGACGGCUGCUUCUGCUCUCGACUCUGAGUAUUUCAAGAUGAGGCCGUACCCGUGUGAUCCGUCGAGCAUGCCCAAAUUCCCCCCGAACAAAGAGAUGGAUGCUAAAGCCAGAGAAGACGAGAGAAGGAUGAAAGGACUUUCAUCAAGCUCAAGGAGACUGCGAAAGGAAUCUAGUGACUUGUGCAGAGCGGUCGGGCGUAGGAACAAUAAUAACAAGCAGUCCUUGGACACGAAAUCGGACGUCUCAGCAGCGUCCAUCAGCACACAGGACUCAAUCACCAGCACUAAAUCUGUGCCCGUAGCCAUUGCUCAACGCAGCAUAUCCCAGAAAUCGCUUGAACCUUCGCCCCUCGUAUCCGCUAGGUCUCAACUAAGACUGCACCGCCCCGGAGGAUCCUUCGACUCGGCUGAAAUAUCUGAUAUGCCCCAAUUUUCCGAGAAUGAUCAACCACGUCUUUCACUUCGUAGAUCGCGUUUCCACAAGGAUUAAUUCUCUCCUCUCCUUUCCAAAUGCGAACCCCCAUUUUUUGCUGAUAACUCACACAGAAUGAACUUGUCCCUAUUUUCUUCUUCUGCAUUUCCAACUCAACUGUAUAUUCAUUCCUUUCGUUUUUCCUUCUUGUAAUCACAUAACAUCAAAUGUAGUUUAGCUGAGUCUUUUUUAACUCAGUAAUGGUUAGUGUCUCAGAUAAUUUUUUGGAUA